AUGAAAUCAUCAUCAUCGGCAAUGGAAUGCUUGUAUGUACCAGCAUGGCUUGAGAAUCUACUAUCCAUGACAUUCUUCUCUUUGUGCAAUGUUCACACCGAAAAGGCUAAGAAUGAUUGCAAAAUGUUUUGCCUCGAUUGCAAUAACCAUAAAGCAUCUUGCGUUCAUUGCAUUGCAUCUUCUCAUGAAAAACAUCGAGUGGUUCAGAUAAGGAGAUCAUCGUAUAAUGAUGUUGUGAGGGUGAUAGAUAUUGAAAAUGCAUUGAACAUAAGUGGGAUUCAGACAUAUAGGAUCAAUGGUUUCAGGGUCCUUUUCCUUAUUACAAGGCCUCUCAAUCCCAAAAAGAACAAGAUUUCUGCCAAAGUUGGUUUUGGAUACAACACUAACUGUGUGAUGUGCACAAGGAUCAUCGUUCAGCCUCAUCUUAUGUGGACAAAGCAGAGUGAGAGUGAAAGCUUUGCAAUAGAAGGAAUUUCAAGAACCAUGUUAUCAGCAGAGGAAGAGGAAGAAUUGCACAAAAAGCUUGAACCAGAAAGACUUCUUGAACGCCGACAACGGCCUUCUCCGUGUGCUCAGCCGCUGCCGCCGCCACCGUUCAAUAAUGCAAAUUCUAGGAAAAGAAAGGGAAUACCUCGAAGGUCUCCUCUUAUGUAG
This is a messenger RNA of Arachis stenosperma, 654 nucleotides long. RefSeq names its product protein RGF1 INDUCIBLE TRANSCRIPTION FACTOR 1-like. The coding region runs from base 1 to 654 and encodes 217 amino acids. The record is from RefSeq and is a predicted model, not a curated record. NCBI's taxonomy places the organism in Eukaryota, Viridiplantae, Streptophyta, Magnoliopsida, Fabales, Fabaceae. The transcript is spliced from 4 exons.